Messenger RNA from Zootoca vivipara (common lizard), 6029 nucleotides. It is a transcript of the gene AKT2, whose product is annotated as AKT serine/threonine kinase 2. Gene Ontology annotation, molecular function: ATP binding; protein serine/threonine kinase activity. Gene Ontology annotation, biological process: protein phosphorylation. The record is from RefSeq and is a predicted model, not a curated record. Lineage: Eukaryota; Metazoa; Chordata; Lepidosauria; Squamata; Lacertidae.
GCAACGGCGGCGCUGCUGCUCGUCCUCGGUCUCGCGGCCCUGCAGCCUCGUCUCGCCGGGCUCCGCCUCGCUUCGCGCUUGCGCGCACCGCCCCGGCCGCCUCCGCCCCUCCUCCUCCUUCCUGCAUGCGUGGGCCCGGCGGGGGGCGGGGUUUCCGGGAGCGCGGGCGCCGUCGGGCCUGACGCGGCGGCGGCGAGGAUGAGGAUGGCGGCGCUGAGGGGGCGCCGGUAGCGACGGCGGAGCCAGGUCACCAGUCCACCCGCAGCUCAGUGGGCAGAAUCUAGUCCCUGUGAGCUCAACACGGCCACGUCAACAUGAAUGAGGUGUCGGUCGUCAAGGAGGGCUGGUUGCACAAGAGAGGGGAAUACAUCAAAACAUGGAGGCCCAGGUACUUCCUCCUGAAAAGUGAUGGGUCUUUCAUUGGGUACAAGGAGAAGCCGGAGACGUCAGACCACAGCCUGCCCCCUUUGAAUGACUUUUCUGUGGCAGAAUGCCAGCUGAUGAAAGUUGAGCGGCCCCGCCCCAACACCUUCAUCAUCCGCUGCUUGCAGUGGACAACUGUCAUCGAAAGGACGUUCCACGUCGACUCCCCUGACGAGCGGGAGGAGUGGAUCCGAGCCAUCCAGAUGGUCGCCAACAGCUUGAAGAACCAGGAGCCGGAAGAGGACAGGAUGGACUACAAGUGUGGCUCUCCCAGCGACAGCACAGGCGCUGAGGAGAUGGAGGUGGCUGUGACCAAGACCCGGGCCAAGGCGACCAUGAAUGACUUUGACUACCUGAAGCUCCUUGGGAAGGGGACUUUUGGGAAGGUCAUCCUUGUGCGGGAAAAGGCCACGGGACGCUACUAUGCCAUGAAGAUCCUGCGCAAGGAAGUCAUCAUUGCCAAGGACGAGGUGGCCCACACCGUCACAGAGAGCAGAGUCCUGCAGAACACAAGGCAUCCCUUCCUCACGGCGCUGAAGUACGCCUUCCAGACCAACGACCGCCUCUGCUUCGUCAUGGAGUAUGCCAACGGAGGGGAGCUGUUUUUCCACCUUUCGAGGGAGCGAGUCUUCACCGAGGACCGUGCUCGUUUCUACGGGGCUGAAAUUGUUUCCGCUUUGGAGUACCUGCACUCCCGGGACGUCGUCUAUCGUGACAUCAAGCUGGAGAACCUGAUGCUGGACAAGGACGGGCACAUAAAGAUCACGGACUUUGGGCUGUGCAAGGAGGGCAUCAGUGACGGCGCCACCAUGAAGACCUUCUGCGGGACGCCGGAGUACUUGGCCCCUGAGGUGCUGGAGGAUAAUGACUACGGGCGUGCCGUGGACUGGUGGGGACUGGGUGUGGUCAUGUACGAGAUGGUGUGUGGGCGCCUGCCAUUCUACAACCAAGACCACGAGCGCCUCUUUGAGCUCAUCCUCAUGGAGGAGAUCCGCUUCCCUCGCACGCUUAGCCCCGAGGCCAAGGCCCUGCUGGGCGGGCUGCUCAAGAAGGACCCCAAGCAGAGGUUGGGGGGCGGCCCCAACGACGCCCGGGAGGUGAUGGAGCACCGCUUCUUUGCCGCCAUCAACUGGCAGGACGUGGUUCAGAAAAUGCUCAUCCCGCCCUUCAAGCCCCAGGUGACGUCUGAGAUUGACACCCGGUACUUUGAUGACGAGUUCACAGCGCAGUCCAUCACCAUCACCCCUCCUGACCGAUAUGACACCUUGGACUCACUAGAGGCCGACCAGCGGACCCACUUCCCCCAGUUCUCCUACUCGGCCAGCAUCCGGGAAUAGGGGGACAGCGGCCCUCCCCCUACGGUGCCCCUGCCAGAGCGACGGCAGGGCUUGCAGGACGCCAGGACUCUCUGCAGGGGGAGAGUGCCCCAACCGGGGGAGGGGGGGCAAACCGCCUCCCCCACCAGGCAGCAGCAACAGCAAGGGGGGCCCUGCUCCCCUGCCAGGAAUCCGCUUGGACCACGGGAGCCACCGCUGCCUCUCCCCCCACCUGCUGUCGAGUUUUCAGCGCAGAUGGACUUGGGGGAGGCUUUCCUCGACUUUCAAGGAUCUGCGCCCUGCCCUGACGGGGGAGCUGCUUUCGGAUUUUUGCUUGGAAAGCCCCCUGGGCAGGAGAAAAUGUAUCUCACCCCACCCCACCCUGCCAGGACGUUGGUGAAGCCAGGUGUGGGGGGGGUGUCACUGGAGGAAGAGAUACAGAAGAGCCUGGGGAACUCCCAGAGGGCAAAGUGACCCAGAGCGUGUGCUGCAGAGACAUGUUUUCUCUGAGGGGGAGCUGUACCCCCCCUUUGCCGGAUGGCCAGGAACCCCUCUCCAAACGCUGCGGGGGGAGGCGUGAAUACUGGGCCCAUCAAGCCAGGCUUUGCGCAGUGGAGACAAACUGGGUCACCAACAGUUCCAACUAGUAGUGGGGGUUUUUUUGGGGGGGGAGAUUGGGGGCACACCUGUCUGAGCUUUGGAAAGCAGCUGUGCAGAGUUCCUGGGUGCUCCCCGCUCGCUUCUUCUGGGGCUUCUUGGGAUGUGUUGGGGGGUGCCACUGCGCCUUGGGCAGCCUUCAGGGGAGGGCAAGGUGGGCUCACACCCCUGAUGCCACCCCCUCCCCUUCCACACACACCCCCAGCCUGGUCAUCGUCCUGUGGGGCAAGGAGUGCAUCGUGGUGCCCUCCAUCACUGGAACAUGGCUGGGUGGGGGCAGCCAAAGGAAGCCCAGCCUCCUCAGAGGGACAUGGCGUCCCCGCGGUUUCCCUCCCUGGCCUCCUGGUUGGCGGAGCUUCCCUUGCUGCGCCUCAACGCUGGUGGUGUGGCUUGUGCAGUUGCUGCUACCUCUUUGACUGCGGGUAAAGCGUUGACCUGCCUGGAGCCCUGGAGAGUGAAGGAGGGAUCAGGCCCUGGGCGAUUACUAGCUCCUCCAGCCCCCAGCAAGCCUCUCCCCCGUCUUUCUCAUGGCUGGUCCAGGGGCAGCUUGGCCUUCCACGCUUGUCCUGGCACACCUGUUAGUGCUCUCCCUUCCUCCUUCCCUCCCUCCCAACAGGCUUGUGGGCUAAAGCAGCCCAGCGGUAGCACUGCAGUUUGGGCAUGAGAGCCUGCGGUCCCGGGUGUUUUCUUGUGCGGAGGGAUCUCUCAUCCCCCUCCCCAAGCGGCUUCGUUUGGGGUUACCUGGGCAAGAUCUCUCCAUCUCCCUUCCUUAAGUCUGCUACCUUGUUCUCAGCGGGGCAGAGGUCGGGUGGCAGACGUUUGCCUGCUCCGGCAGUGCCCGCCUGGAGAGCAGAAGCCCAGGCUCCUUUGCCAAGACCACCACUGCCUUGGCCUAGGAGAGGACACCCCCCCCCCCCGUGGGGAUGCAUGGAGUGAUGGGGAUGUUUGCUUCCGGGCAAGGGGAGGUCUUGGUGACCCCUGGGCAAAGGGCCCCUGGACUGGCUGGUGCCUGCGUCUGUGUGCAUCAGGUUGUGCUUCUUCAAGUCGGCUUCUCCCUCGGCUGGGGCAAGGCUUCUCCCUACGCCCCCCCCCCAAGUACCGCAGAAUAUUCAGGGAGGGGAAAGUGGUCAGUGUGAAAGACUGGGUGGCCCCACCUCCCUCACUGAUGCCAAGCCCACUGCACCCCUUACUAUAAUGAGCUUUUUAGGGGGGAUUCUAUACCCCCCCAAAUGUGUUUUCGGUUUUGCAGGAGAUGGGUGAGGCAGUUGCCCCUUACAGCCCCUCCGAGGUGCUUUUGGUUUAUUUGGCUGCCGUAAGGCGGGAAUGUUGAGAACCCUUUGCUUAUCCCUUUCUGGAAAUGCAAGGAACAGAGUGGAGGCAUCCCUGUGCCCGGGGGGGGGGUCGAGAGAGCAGCCCAAAGGGCAUUGUGGGGGGAGAAUCUGCAGAGAAGGGGGCUCAAAAAGAGGGCAGUGUUUCCAGGAGCCAGUCUGGGGCUGGGGGGGCUUGUGAGGGGGGGCCCUGGGAGGCAGGAGCUGAAUGGUCCCUUGCCCCCCCCCCAAUGGCCUGACCUGACCUCUUUUGGUGCAGCAUCUUUUGAAAGAGCUGGGGGACUUUUGGGGAGAAUGAGACUGCUCCCGUUGUGCUUUCGGGGCCACUGUAGACCAAGGCCAACUGGGUUUAGGGGGCUUGGCCGGUUAAGAGGGAGCCUGCCCAGACCGCCAUUGCAAAGCCCCCUCUUGACCUUGCGGCAACCUUGGCAACUUCCCAGCAUCCAGCAAGCGGCUUCCAAAGAGUGCUGUGUUGCCCCUGGGCUCCAUGCAGGUCAAGCUCUCCGGUGGCCGUGCUUAGGCUUGCCCCAGCUGUCCCACAGCAGCUCAGCGCCCUCCAGCCCAGGUGGGCAGCUGCGGAGUCCCAGCCUGGGCAGGGGGAGGUCUCCCAACACAGGUGGGCUGAGCUGCUUUUGCUGUGCCAGGACGGGGGUCCACAAGGAGCAUGCAGCCUGCCGGUUUAUUGCCCACGGUGUUGGGGUGUGGGGGCAGCCCUCACCCUUCCUCUACCACAGCAGAGGUGCCUUUCUGGGGUCAAGCCCCAGUUCUCCGAGCCUUAACCUCUCCCUGCUCCCUUCUUCAACGGGAAACAUUCCUGGGGGGGCUUUUGGCCCAAGGUCCUGGCGAUCUUGGCCGGGACCCCCAUCAUUACCUCAUGCCUGCCGCGGGGGCAAUGUGCAGAGGGGAGGGGGCUGCCUUUCCAUCGGUGGGUGAGGGGGGUCCCAGCCUGCUUCCCACCUCCUCUUGUAUAUGGUUGAAUGUAAACUCAUCUGGCCAUUCCCUCGCGCAAAAGGUGGGUGGCUCUGGGGGAGGGACACCCCCCUGGCAGCACUUCUCAUCCUUUCUACCUGGGCUAAGGCCAGCCACGCCCUCCCCCAAAAUGUGACUUUUGCUGCCUUUAGUUUCUGUGGGCCUGGCGCAGAGGGGAGGGCAGAGCCUCAGCCUGCACUGGGCUCAGCGGCCAUCAGCCUCUCUGAAGAGCCUUGGGGGCCUGGCCCCUUCCCACCCUGGCCCCCCUUUCCAUUCCUCACCUGCAGCGGGUGCAAAUCUUCACCACCCAGCACUGGGAAGGGAACUGGGUCCCCCUGCUGGGUUGACAGGCAGCAGGCUGCCUGAGCUCACAACUGUGGGGGGGGGGUGGGCGUCUGUGGGCCCCUGCAGUGGCUCCCCAGGGGGCCCCUGCCCUGCUGCUGUGCCCUCCCUGCCUUGGGAAGCCCAGCUUGCUGGCGCCACGUGGGCACAAGCUGGAAGAGGCUUGGCGCUCUGAAUCGUUGGGCGGGGGGGGUGGCGGCGGCAAUGGUAAUGCCUCCCCACAAGCAUGGAGGGGGGUUGGGUGGGGGGCUGCUGAGCCCUUCUGCCCCCUUUGGCCUCCUCUGCGCCACCCCCCCCCCUCCACUCGGCCUUUCAUUUCAAUGCAGGCCUUUGACACUCUUCUGACUCCAAAGCGCCGGCAGCCUUAGAAACCUCCAUUUAGGUGCUUAAAGGUUUUAUAUGACUUCAGAAGCUUUUCCCACUCGAGGAAACCAUAUUUGGAUUGCGACUACAACCUUACAGGACUUUUCCGAUCCCAUGCGAUGUAUGUUCUACAGAAUUCAGGGGGGUCCUGGAUAUUUGGGGGGGGGGGCGUUACACACACACUCUUUGACGAGGGGGGUUAAUAAAGGGGUUUUUUCCACUUAGUUUCCGUAGUUGUGAUAGUUGAGGUUUAUUAACUUAAUACUGACCCUCUUCAGCGGCUUUAGUUGGGACCUCCUCCCUUCCGCUGCUGUGCUGUGGUUUUCUCUGCGAUUUCUCUCUCCAGCGCUGGAAGGCGACUGUGAUGGCACUUCUCUUCGCCCGGAGGGGAGGGGGGGCAGGCUCUGGCUCCCCACCCACCCACCCCGAGCUCACCCAUUCAGUUUGUAAAAUAAGUUCCGCUUGAGAGGCAAGUCCUCCCGAGCAUCUUUUGUGGGGAAGCGUGGCUGAGGCGUGCCAGGCGAGAGGGGCCUUCCCUGGGCGUCUCCGCGGGGCCUCCCUGCUUCUCUCCUUCCCUCUGCUGCCCUUGGAUUUGUACGGUACGAGCAAUAAAAGGUUUUGUUUUUCUUUC